GAAGUGUUGAAUUUCCCAGACAACGCUGGCAUAGUGAGCCCCAGAGUAUUAUAAAUAUUGUCUGUAUAUAUAAUUUUUUGUUAUUCAUUAGUAAGUCCUUAAGCCCUUCAUUACACAUCAAUUCAAAUUGAAGAUUAGUGACGAAUCGUAUUUGAGCAUUUGAACAUCAUAUAUUUGAGUUUUUGUGAAAGAGAGGUUAUAGUGAGGUGGAGUAAAAGUGUUGGCUAAUCAUUUCAACAAGUUUUAAUGAGAGAAUCAUGUCCGAGUGGAUUUCUUCAACAGUUUAUCUUUAAAUUGUGAUAAAGUGAGUGACAAGUGACAAGUGGAUCGGUUUUAAUUUCUUGGCUAACAAAUUUUACUCCGGAGCUACUGGUUACGACAUUUUGAGAUGAAAGGUCUUCCGGAUAGAUGGCUACAAUAUAAGCCGUAUGGAAGAGUCAUCGAGAAUACCCAAAUUCUGGCGUUCAAAGUGCCCCUCAGAGCGAGGGCGAACCAAUCAGUGCCAGCUACGAAGCAAUGCACAACUGCGUUACUCAUCGAGACAUUUCCCAAACUCAAGUUUGUCAUCGAUUUGACCAACACCACCAAGUACUACAACAAGAAUGAGUUCAUCUCGAAGGACGUCGGUUACUUGAAAAUCAUGGUGCCAGGUCAUCAGGUGCCUUCUGAAUCCUGUGUUCUAUU
Molecule: messenger RNA, 684 nt
Organism: Fopius arisanus
Lineage: Eukaryota; Metazoa; Arthropoda; Insecta; Hymenoptera; Braconidae
Product: RNA/RNP complex-1-interacting phosphatase
Biological process (GO): protein dephosphorylation
Molecular function (GO): protein tyrosine/serine/threonine phosphatase activity; polynucleotide 5'-phosphatase activity
Source: RefSeq, a predicted model, not a curated record